Oryzias melastigma (Indian medaka) is the source of this 7513-nucleotide messenger RNA. It is a transcript of the gene epha4b, whose product is annotated as eph receptor A4b. The record is from RefSeq and is a predicted model, not a curated record. The transcript is spliced from 19 exons. NCBI's taxonomy places the organism in Eukaryota, Metazoa, Chordata, Actinopteri, Beloniformes, Adrianichthyidae. Gene Ontology annotation, biological process: protein phosphorylation; axon guidance; cell surface receptor protein tyrosine kinase signaling pathway. The coding region runs from base 85 to 3030 and encodes 981 amino acids. Gene Ontology annotation, molecular function: ATP binding; protein binding; transmembrane-ephrin receptor activity. Gene Ontology annotation, cellular component: neuron projection; plasma membrane.
CUUCCUCUCCUCAAUCGCGAAGCUGCGCUCACCGACUGGAAACCGCCAACAGGGAUGCAGCGAGGGCGCAGCGCAGCCUGAAAAAUGGCACCACAACGCGUCCCGUGGAUCUAUCCCUCCCUUCCCCUCGUGCUGCUUUUACACGCGUUGUCGCCGUCGGGCGCCUUAAGGAAUUACCCGGAGAAUGAAGUUACUUUGCUGGAUUCGAUGUCGGCGCUGGCCGACCUCGGCUGGGAGGCUUACCCGAGUGAGGGGUGGGAGGAGAUCAGUGUCAUGGAUGAGAGGAACACGCCGAUGAGGACGUACCAAGUAUGCAAUGUAAUGGAAGCCAACCAAAACAACUGGCUCCGAACGCGCCACAUCAGCCGGGAGGGAGCGCAGCGCAUCUACAUCGAGAUCAAGUUCACCCUGAGAGACUGCAACAGCCUGCCGGGGGUCCCCGGGACCUGCAAAGAGACGUUUAACAUGUUCUACUAUGAGUCCAACAAUGCCAACCUGUGGUUCAUCAAGGAGAGUCAGUACGUCAAGAUUGACACUAUUGCAGCAGAUGAGAGCUUUACACAGGUGGACGUCGGCGACCGGGUCAUGAAGCUGAACACGGAGGUCCGAGACAUCAGCAACUUAAGCAAAAAGGGUUUCUACCUGGCCUUCCAGGACCUCGGCGCCUGCAUCGCCCUGGUCUCAGUCAGAGUCUUUUACAAGAAAUGUCCACUCACCGUCCUCAACCUGGCCCAGUUCCCUGACACAAUAACUGGGGGAGACACGGCUCUGGUGGAAGUCCACGGCGCGUGCGUGAACGCCUCGGAGGAGUUCGAGCCUCCCAAGAUGUACUGCAGUGCAGACGGAGGCUGGCUCGUCCCCAUCGGGAGAUGUGUAUGCAAACCGGGCUUUGAGGAGAACAAGGACGUCUGCCAGCCAUGCAGACCUGGAACCUACAAAGCUUCCGCCACAGAUGCCUUCUGCACCAAAUGUCCUCCCCACAGCUCGUCCCCGCAAGAACAAGCCGAUGAAUGCAUCUGCGAGAAAGGUUUCUACCGCGCCGAGUCGGACCCACGCUCCAUGGCCUGCACUCGUCCUCCUUCUGCUCCAGAGAAUCCCAUCUCGACGGCGAACGAGACCUGUGUCACCUUGGAGUGGUCAUCGCCCCGAGAUACAGGAGGCAGAGGAGAUAUCACUUACAGCAUCCAGUGCAAGAAGUGUUUUGGAGAGGCCAAGAAGUGCACGCCGUGCGGCAGCAGUGUUCAUUUUGUUCCCAGACAGUUUGGUCUGUCGUCGAACACGGUGUUGAUCACCGACUUGCAGCCAGACUCCAACUACAGCUUUAUCAUCGAGAGCCAAAACGGAGUCUCGGACUUAAGUCCAGUACCGAGAGGGACUGUUGUCAUAAACGUCACCACGUCGCAGACAGUGAGUGUUGUGUUGAAGGAAAGGCGGAGCAAGGACAGCGUGACUUUGGCCUGGCAGGGUCCGGAGAGACCAAACGGAGCAAUAGUGGAGUAUGAGGUCAUUUAUUAUGAGAAGAACCAGCGGGAGCAGAACUACACGGUUUUGAAGACGCGCUCCAACAUGAUGACGGUGGACGGGCUAAAACCAGGGACCACCUAUGUGUUCAGGGUCAGGGCUCGCACUGACGGGGGCUAUGGGAGCUACGGUGGAGAAAUCGAGCUGGAAACCAGCCACGAAGAUGUCCUGGCCAUCGGGGAUCCAAACCAGUCGACCAUUUUGGUUGUGUCCAUCACCGGGGGGAUUGUUGUCUUUGUCUUCUUGGUGACCUGCUUUGUUGUCAGCAGCAGGCAUUGUGGAUACAUCAAAGCCAAGCAGGACCCGGAUGAGGAGAAGAUGCAGUUCCAGCAUGGCCGAGUGAAGCUUCCAGGCAGCAGGACGUAUAUCCAUCCUCACACCUACGAAGACCCCAACCAGGCUGUCCGAGACUUUGCCAAAGAGAUCGAUGCUUCCAAUAUUCGGAUAGAAAGAGUCAUUGGCGGUGGAGAGUUUGGGGAGGUGUGUAGCGGCCGGCUGCGUGUUCAGGGGAAGAGGGAGAUCUAUGUAGCCAUCAAGAGUCUGAAGGCGGGGUACUCUGACAAACAGAGGCGGGACUUCCUGUCUGAGGCCUCCAUCAUGGGACAGUUCGACCACCCCAACAUCAUCAGGCUGGAGGGUGUGGUCACUAAAUGUAAGCCGGUGAUGAUUAUAACAGAGUUCAUGGAAAAUGGAUCUCUGGACACUUUUCUCAAGAAACAUGACGGUCAGUUCACAGUCAUCCAGCUGGUGGGCAUGCUGCGCGGCAUCGCCUCAGGUAUGAAGUACCUGUCAGACAUGAGCUACGUUCACAGAGACCUGGCUGCUCGAAACAUCCUGGUGAACAGCAACCUGGUGUGCAAAGUGUCGGACUUCGGAUUGAGCCGGGUUCUGGAGGACGAUCCCGAGGCGGCUUACACUACAAGGGGAGGCAAGAUCCCCAUCAGAUGGACGGCUCCAGAGGCCAUAGCCUACAGGAAGUUCACCUCAGCGAGUGACGUAUGGAGCUACGGCAUCGUCAUGUGGGAGGUGGUUUCAUACGGAGAACGACCGUACUGGGAGAUGUCCAAUCAGGAUGUGAUCAAAGCAAUAGAUGAGGGUUACCGUCUUCCUGCUCCCAUGGAUUGUCCUGUGGUGCUGCACCAACUCAUGUUGGACUGCUGGGAGAAGAGCCGCAGCGACAGACCAAAGUUUGGACAGAUUGUCACAAUUCUGGACAAACUCAUCAGAAACCCAGCCAGCCUCAGAGAGCUGGCCAAAAGCCUAGUAUGCAGUGAAGACCCGUCCAGCCCAGAGUUCAGCGUGAGCACAGUGGAUGAGUGGCUGGACGCCAUCAAGAUGGGCCAGUACAAGGAGAAUUUCUCCAGUUCGGGAUACGUCAGCUUGGACUCCAUUCUCUACAUUAGUGUCAGUGAGCUGGUUAAGAUGGGAGUGACUCUGGCCGGCCAUCAGAAGAAGAUUCUGUCCAGCGUGCAGAGCCUGCAGACCCAGGGGACGCACAUCCAAGUAUAAGAGUUUUCCCAUGAACACAGUGAGACUGGAUGCUCCUGUGAAGGGUCUCCCCACUGAAAUGGAUUAGUAAUGGAUACUCUGCGCUUUAGCCUCCAUUGAUUUUAAGACACACUUAGAUGGAGACAACAUGGACGCUUGCCUCCUUCACUACCUUGUGCUCCCUGUCCUCUGCGGACACUUCUGGCUUCAGCACUCAGAGUCCCAGCAGCACCAUCACCAUAUCGGAACAACAGAGAGACACGUUUCCAACGUCACGCCUCCAGCAUCCAAGACCAUUUCCGAACGUAUCAGCUUGAAAAAAAAAAAAAGAAAAAUCAAAAAAACCUAAAAAGACAAAAAAACAUUCUAGUGAUCAUCAUUGUUCGUGACGUGUACAGUUGGCUUUUAUCGCCUUUUCAUUUGUCUCUGAGAUAUCACAAUGAAGGAUUUAAAAAGGGUCAGAUGAUAUGUAUAUGUGCAGAAAUAUGUUUAUAGGGGCCGCGUGUCCCACAGCCGUAGACAUGGACCUAACGUUUGUAUCGGUGGUGACGGUUAUACUGCUCAGCUAAACACGGGAAAUAUGUAUUAACAGCCUCUUCUAUGGCUUUCUGAUCACAGAAACGAGCCAAAACAGCUGAUGACAUGAAUGUGCCGGGGGAGGGACGGGAAAAGUGAAACUGGACCUGAGGGAUGUAGAUUUUGCUAGGUGAGAUGGCGGUACGAUUUGUUUCAAAUAGGGUAUUUAGCCAGGACAAGGGCUUCCUAGAGAUUGCUUUCAAACACGCUUCCAUAGCAACUAGACAUAAGAGUAUGAUAAGUAGUCUGCCUGCACAUGCAAUGUGACUGCAAACAUGCAACAAAAAAAAAGGAUAAAAUGUUUUUCUUCCAUUCCGUGUUUUACAGUACAGAGUUUUCAGGAUGCUUGUUUUAGGGAGGUUGUGAAAGCACAUGAAAGUGCAGAAUGGUUUGCAGGGUUGAGCCAUGUACAGCAACCUUCUUCAUCUGGAUAAUGAACCACUAUUCCAGCUGUGAGCUUUCCUUUCAUCAGUCCCUGUCGUUGAAUGGUCACCACUAACAAUGAUUAGAGUGAUCUGUGUUUCCCCAAAAACUCUGCUUGAUCAAAUGGAGCCCAGUAAUGGACCCCUCUAUCAAGACAAAGUGGUUUUUGUUUGUUUUUUAAGAUGUGCUUCUACUCUUCUAGAAGGUAAAUCUUACUUAACCCUAUAACAUCAAAGCUCCGGUGUUUAUUGGGUUGGGCACCGAUCGGGUUUUAUUCGGUUCCGGUGCCAAAACGGUUCUUUUGUUUCGAUUCCUAUUCAGUGCCAAUACAGUAAUACAAGUAAGGCUUACAUCUUCCCAACUUAACAUAUUUUCAUUCCCAAGUUGUCACAUAUUGAUGCAUGAUUAAGACUUCUGUUUUAAAAAUUGACAUUUUGUGUUUCGUCGUUUUUUGAUAUGCAGGCUGGUUCCAUUAAGUCAGAGCUCCCCAACCUCCCAGCUGCAAACUGGUGAACCCGGCCUUCUUUCGCUGCGUGGCAAAUUUGCUGCUCCCGUUUGGGUGUCUCUCACACUUCCAAUGAAUGGAAGGCACAGAUUACAUUGAUCAGGUUUAUUUAUUGAGUUCUACAAAAAUCUAAAAAAAAAAAAAAAGAACAAAGGGCUUUGAUCUCACUCGUGGGUGUGUCUGGAUAACAGCCAUAUCCACUGUGUUUCUGUGUCUCUGUGACUGAGUUUGAAGGCUGCCCCCCAUUAACCCGAGAGGGGGGAAGAAAUAGAGGACCUUUUUUUUAAUUACUGUCUUAUAAAAUAAGAAAAAUAUCACAGUUCAGGAAACCCCAGCAGGCUGCUCCAGAUCCUCGCAACGGCUGUCUGUCUGCCGGCGUGUUGAUCGAGCUCCGCUGAAGUCUGGCUGCAGCCACCUCCGUGCUGCGACAGGACAAAAACACUCGUAUUGGGUUAGUAUUUUACCCGCUGAUCGGGUCACUAAAAAUGUCCAAAGCUGACUUCCUGAUUGGCUGAUGCAACGGAGGGACCUGUUAAACUUUUGUGACCUGCUGUUAAAUGCAGUCCGACACCGAUCUUGUACGAGCCCGCCUGCUAUCCCAGGAAGGCAGCAGGAUUGGCUGGAACUUCAAUGCACUGAACAGAGUAAAAAUUGACAUGUCCUAAUACAAAUAGACCUUCAUUGAAAGAGUUUGCUGCAGCUUCUUUCAGUUUAGUAGAACCGCAUGAAUCAUAACGGUUCCUACUUGGAACCAAAUUUCGGUGCCCAACCCUAUUGUUUAUGUUCUUUGAUUUUUUUUUUUUUUUUUUUUUNNAAUUGUUAACAUGAUCAACAUAGUUCCAAUAAAUUCUGAAGGAAAAUAGCGGCUCACGCCACUUUUUUACUUAAAAAUCUAUUGGUAUUUCGUUGAUCGUGUAAACAGCUCUAAAGUUACAUUAUGUAAAAGAUUUUGAGUUAAAGCGUCACCAGCAACACCUCAGGUGUUAAAGGGUUAAAGAAAGAUUCGUGUUGUCUCACUUUUUUCUUUCUUUUUUUUUUGCUGUGCUAACCAAUUUAUAAACCAAGUACCCAAACAAGAAAUCUCAAAACUGAGUUUCCACAUCAGAAGGAGACAGCUGCUUUUCACAGCUUUAUGUAAAAGGAUCCUUUCUUUACAGACAGUAAUAAUAAUAAUAAUAAUAAUGACCCGUUUGGUGUAUUGUAAAGCUCUUGAUUCAUGUGGUGAACAGUAGGACCAGUGGCAUAAAGUACAGUGUAUACCAUUGUAUCAUAGUGUAAAAUAUGUACAGUGUUGAUUUCCAAUGGUAGAAUGUUUGUAAUGAUAACAAUGAUGUACUUUUAUUGUGAAAAAGAGAUUUCCGAGUUUCUCGUUCAGGGGGGCAGGAGUUGUAGGAGGAAAGCAUAGGUUUGCUGGUCUGAAUAAAGGAAUGUAGCAUGAUGCAAAGCUUCAGCCUUGAUAGACGGGGACAGUGACUGCAGUGUCUAUGAUAGCGUUAGGAUGAGUAGAAUGGACUCUCUUUGUUUAUGCACUUACUAUAUUUCCAUAUCCACCCUGAACAGUCGGGACUUGCACUUUUUAGCCGGGGUUUAAACGCUUGUUCUAAAGAUAAAAAGGUGAAGGUGGAAUUUAAAAAGUAAAUGAUCCCAUCUUCAAGUCAUGCUUGAGUUGCUAUACCUUAGAUAAAAACUAUUUUAUCCCAGUCUUCAUUUCUUAAUAAACUUACAUUUUGCACUUAUAAUCAAGAGUACCUAGCUGCAGGUAAUAUGGCGGAUGUAAUGGCAGAUAGACCUGAUGGGGCCAAUGGAUGUCCAACAGAAGUUGCAUUUUAUCUAAAGGGCGGGAGUUGGUGAUCUCAAAAACGGAAAUUCUACUUUUAUGUUACUUUUUGUUGUUUAUGCUUUUAUUGUUGUGUUUUAUUUUAUUAAUAUUAUUUUCUUAACUCUUUGAGACCCACAGACAAUUUUAUAGAAAUAAAGAGAUGUCAAUUAUUUUUAGUUUUUGCAAGAGAAUCUGGCCACAGAGAAAUAAUAUGGUGCUUGAACAUUAAAAGCUGGAAGUCCCUCCCCCUGCCCGAGCCGGCCACAAAAAAAAAAUAAAUAAAUAAAAAAUUGCGCCCAAAACCAUUGGCUGGAAGUCCCCAACUGGAACCCCCAUUUUAAGCUUUCAAUCUUUUUUUCCCUUUGAUAUACCGUACCUGUUUACAUAAUCAGCUAAUUCACAGAGAAAAACAGCGGCAUUUCAACAGCUUUUUCUCCGGACGUAAAUGGGUGUAGUUAUGCAAAUUUAAACACUUGUUAAUAUUGACUUGAAAGAAAAAAAACGAUUGAUGUUCUCUGUCCCAUUUGAAGCUCAUCUUGUACACUGAACUGUUACAGAGUUUAUUCACAUUUAAAAGCUUAAAAAAUGAUAGUUCUGAGACGUUUUUAAAAUAUCAUUUUUGAAAAAGUUUUCCAAAGUUUUGAAAAUUUCCACCUACGCCAUCGGCUAAAGUUCCGAAAUUUUUGCUAGAGAUUGUUUCUGGCGCCAUCUUGCACGGCACCAGAGGCCCUGUCAGUUUUUGGACAAAAGUGAUCUUUUAUUGUAAUAAAUAUACACAAGACGAGCAUCGAUCUCUGACAGCUACAACGCAGAACAGAGUUCUGUGGUGGUCGGAGCAGAACAGAGCUGUCUAAUAGAAAUCCAACAACGAGGAAACCGAUAAUUGUUUCAAUUUUGAAUGGGGACCGACAUGAAUAACGAGCACCGCCAUUGUCUAAAAAUUGCGUAAACUCUGCGGUUCACCACAAAAGUCUUGCCUGCCACCGUUAUGGUGUUCGGAGUAGAUCCAACACGCCUCCACCAGAUUCCAGCCAAGCAGAACACUGGAAAUCCAGCUGGAUCAAACUUUUCCCAAAAAACUCUCUUUUAUUAUUUUUAGAAAAACACAAUAAGAAAAGCAUACUAAAAAACAGUUGAGAAGUUCACCCUGUGAGAAAAUAAACUUAAGUGUUAAAAAAAAA